This is a messenger RNA of Triplophysa rosa, 2761 nucleotides long. RefSeq names its product cadherin-18-like. Gene Ontology annotation, molecular function: cadherin binding; calcium ion binding. Gene Ontology annotation, biological process: calcium-dependent cell-cell adhesion; homophilic cell-cell adhesion; cell-cell junction assembly. Gene Ontology annotation, cellular component: plasma membrane; adherens junction; catenin complex. The record is from RefSeq and is a predicted model, not a curated record. The coding region runs from base 539 to 2488 and encodes 649 amino acids. Lineage: Eukaryota; Metazoa; Chordata; Actinopteri; Cypriniformes; Nemacheilidae. The transcript is spliced from 11 exons.
CAUUCCGAGCGGUCCACGGCAGCGCGCGCUCGGCUAGGGAAUGCAGACGCGCGGUUACAAUGUUACGCGUGGGACAGCCAGUCUGUUUGGAAACUUUACUGCACACGGCGGAGGCGCGGAGACAUUUGUGGACUUGCGUUGUUAGGAGAUUCAACAUGGCCGCCGCUGUGUUCUUACAUCUUCGCAGCAGCUGGGCUUGAACGCAGCUGUGUUCUUCUACGAGUGCCUCUAAAGUGCAUGAUGUAAAUGCAUUUCUGCAUCUAGCGAGAGAUGUACGACUGAAACAUGACCCUCGUUGCAGCUUUCUGGACCUCUGGUCAGGCAUCUGAUUAAGUCAAGCCCCUCCAAGAGACCAUCAGAGGGGGGAAACAAGGAGCCGAGGUGGCUUGUGGUUGGUGGAUAACCAGGAGGAGGAGGAGGGUUAGGAAACCAUCUUUAUCCAUUGGAAUAUACCCUUUCUGGAAUACCACUGCGUAUUUGGAAUAUUGCCGAAUUUUCAGUCAUUUUUGGAAUAUAUUGGGAAUUUGGUUUCGCAGUCAUGAAGGUGAACCCGAGCUCUUGUUUGUGUCCUGUACUUUUGUGCCUGUGUUUUCUGGAGAGGGGUUAUGAGGCGAGUCAUUACGGCCAGACCAAAGUCAUCUCCAGGAACCAGACCAAAGUCAUCUCCAGGAACCACAAUACAACUCACAACCAGACCAAGGACGGCGAAACGGAGGUGCACCAUCGACCCAAAAGGGGAUGGAUAUGGAACCAGUUCUUUGUCCUAGAGGAACACAUUGGAUCAGAUGCACAAUAUGUGGGGAAGCUUCAUUCUAAUUCAGACAAAGGCGACGGCUCCGUCAGAUACAUCCUAAGCGGGGAAGGGGCGGGGACUAUCUUCAUCAUCAACGAGGUAACGGGAGACAUCCACGCCACCAAGAGUCUGGACCGGGAGAAGAAAUCCCAUUACGUUCUCCACGCCCAGGCCAUCAACCGCAAUACCAACAAACCCUUGGAGCCCGAGUCGGAGUUCAUUAUAAAAGUUCAGGAUAUUAAUGACAAUGCCCCCAAGUUCCCAGAAGGACCCUUCGUCACAUCUGUGCCUGAGAUGUCGGAAAUUGGUACGUCGGUUUUUCAGGUCACAGCGACAGAUGCAGACGACCCCACGUAUGGAAACAGCGCGCGGGUGGUCUACAGCGUUCUGUACGGACAGCCGUACUUUUCCGUCGACCCCAAAACCGGCAUCAUCCGGACAGCCCUUGCAGAAAUGGAUCGCGAGGCGAGAGAACAUUACUCAGUAGUGAUUCAGGCAAAGGACAUGGCAGGGCAGGUGGGGGGACUGUCGGGCUCCACCACCGUCAACAUCACACUCACCGACAUCAACGACAACCCACCCAAGUUCCCUCAGAAGAAUUACCAGGUGUUUGUCCCCGAGUCGUCGCAGGUGGGGAAGCCGGUGGGAAAGAUCAAAGCCACGGAUGAGGACAUCGGAAUCAAUGCAGAGAUUAAAUACAGCAUCUUGAACCCUGAGGGCGCUGCAAUGUUCUCCAUUUCCACAGACAAAGACACAAGAGAAGGAAUGAUCACACUGAGAAAGCCUCUUAACUAUGAAAAGAAAAAGCAGUACAGUCUUCACAUCUCUGCUGAAAACACACACCUGGACCCUCGCCUCUCCUAUCUGGGUUCGUUUAAAGACGACGCCACGCUCAAGAUCACAGUCGGAGACGUGGACGAGCCCCCGGUUUUCUCAAUGGAUUAUUACAUUAUGGAGGUCUACGAGAACACCAAGGUCGGAUCUGAAGUGGGAGCCGUCACAGCUCGAGACCCAGACAGCAAAAACAGUCCAGUAAGAUAUUUCAUCGAGCGGAGAGAAGACAAAGACGUGUAUUUUGAUAUCGAAUCCAUCAGCGGUGUCAUUAGAACUACUCAGCUGCUGGACCGGGAGGAGAUGCCGUGGCACAACAUCACCGUCAUGGCAACGGAGGAGGACAAUCCCAGCCUUCAGAGUCACGUGCCCAUCACAGUGCAGGUUCUGGAUGUGAACGACAAUCCUCCGAAGAUCAACAGCGAUGAGGAGAUCAUCAUCUGCGAGAGCACCAGAGCAGGACAGGUCAUUCAGACGAUCACUGCGGUUGAUAAAGAUGAUUUUGCCAAUGGAAAAGGAUUUUCUUUCUCUUUUCCUGGAGGAAUUCCUGCCAACCCCAACUUCACAAUUAAAGACAAUGAAGACAGCACUGCCAGCAUCAUCGCCAGACGCCGGCGGUUCCACCGGCUGACCCAGGAGCUGUAUGAGGUUCCCGUGGUGGUGUGGGAUGAUGGAGAACCCGUCUUGAGCAGCACGGGCACUCUCACGCUCACGGUCUGCUCCUGCCAGAGAGGAACCAGACUGAAGAUCUGCCAGGGCGAGGCGUUCCUCUCAUCCGCAGGCCUCAGCACGGGCGCUUUGAUAGCCAUCCUGCUCUGUGUUCUCAUUCUACUCGGUCGGUUGAUUUCAGUCUUUGCUCAGUAAGAAUGUAGCACAUCAGAAAUAUUAUCCUUGAGAUUUUUGUACUGUUGUUGGAAAUAGACUGUGAAACAUUCACAAUACAGAACAUUUUAGAAAGGGUUUUUUCUUAUUCAACAGAAUAUUCAACAAUAAAUGAUAUAAGGCAGAGUUCAUCUGUGUGGAUUUGACUGGAUUGUAAAUGUUAUGCUCAAAUACAGACACGAACAUCUUUAACAAUAUUUAAAUGGAUAGCAUAGUUAUUGUAGUUUUGAUUUUAGUUGUAUUAAUAUUUUAAAA